AUGUUCAUUAUGGAUCGUUGGACAUUGAUAACUACUUUAGACUUACCUCGAUACAGCUGUUCUGCCCUAGUUCGCAGGGAUAUGCUUUACGUUCUUGGUGGGCUAACUUCAUUUGAAAACCUGGAACAGCAACGUGAGCGCCUUCGACAACAACAACAACAGCAACAGCAGCAACAUAAUCACCAUCACCACCACCACCUGCCUAUUCAUUAUGACCAUGAUCCCCAAUAUUCAUUUCAGUUCCAGGAUCGAAAUCAUCACCACCGACACAGGAGUCACCGCCAAUGGAUAGAAAAUUAUGCUUCCCCUGCCGAAUUUGAAACAGGGCGUGUCGGCCCACAGUAUCCUGAUACAGUUGAGGCGCGCCAUCACAGGCGGCAUUUAGCUCGAGCCUUACCACCCCCGUCCCGUCCUCGCCGGCAUCAUCAGAUUCAGCCGCUGUCUCAAACUCAAAUACAGUAUCGGCUUUUAGGACUUUCAGUUGCUUUAGACAAUAUGACAACUAACUCAUCUUUUCCUACUGUUGCUCAAUCCGCCGCCACAGUCUCAGUUUCAAACGUUCGAACGCGGCAAGCUCCAGCAGGGCAGUCGAGCGCAGAUCCAACUCGAGUCCGUCGUCGCUGGGCAGAUAGGCAUUCACGCCGACGACGGCAGUGUCGUCGGCACGAUAUACAUCGUCAUCGCCAACAUCAACAGCAUCAAUACUAUCAUCAUAAUCAUAUGCAGCCACACCACUCUCAGGCACUGUCACUUGGUCUUAGCCGAUCUGGCGAACGUGUUCGUGCAGAUACGGGGACUCCCCUUGGUUCAGCUUGUCGUUUGGAUAUCCUUCCGGCCGAAUCACUUUGUCCAAUCUCUCCUUCCAUUCCACCCCCUAUUCAGCUAUCUAAGCAAUUAGGAUUCAAUUGCUCGCUAAUCCAGCCUCGUUCUCAGCACCAUCAUCGAAUCACUCCUCAUACCUCAGUUUCUCCGCCUCCUGCAUUUCUUCCAACUCAUCAAUGCCUUUCUGUCGCUAUGUCCUCACAGUCUGAUAGGCCAGUAAAUUAUAACGCAGAUUCUCUCACUGCUGGACUUGAAAAACCGACUACCGCUAUUCCUAAUGCAAGUGAUAAUGAUGAAGAGGAUUCCAAAAAUCAAGGCGGCCCCAGUCUGGACUCAUCUCGAUCUGUCUCAGCUCUACAUUCCGAUCAACCGUAUCCAGUGAAUUGUGGCCGUAGACUUUCUUUAUCCCCUACUGGAGCGGCAGCAGGCUCAAUGCCUGAGGCCAAUCCUCCCCCUUCUUUUGCCGAUGAAGCCUCCGUCAAUGGAGCAUGCUCUUACAGAAACCUUGGCCUCGCUCUGGAUGCCCAUGCAGAAGUUGACAAUCGAUGA
This is a messenger RNA of Protopolystoma xenopodis, 1371 nucleotides long. The record is from the annotation of a GenBank genome assembly. Lineage: Eukaryota; Metazoa; Platyhelminthes; Monogenea; Polystomatidea; Polystomatidae.